Messenger RNA from Salarias fasciatus (jewelled blenny), 2647 nucleotides. RefSeq names its product beta-galactosidase-1-like protein 2. Gene Ontology annotation, molecular function: beta-galactosidase activity. The transcript has 19 exons. Bases 315 to 2228 code for a protein of 637 amino acids. The record is from RefSeq and is a predicted model, not a curated record. Gene Ontology annotation, biological process: carbohydrate metabolic process. NCBI's taxonomy places the organism in Eukaryota, Metazoa, Chordata, Actinopteri, Blenniiformes, Blenniidae.
GCUUCUUCUGACAAACUGAUAAACUUUAGCGUUCAAGGUAAGGAAGUAACCUCUCCUGAACCUCGACUCUUUCAAUCGCUUCCGGAAAUUGCCGUCCACAAUAUGAGCGCGGCUGUGUCCUGGGAGCGGUGUUGACUGCGGCUGUCUGGGAGGUUUUAUUAGGACAGCUCCUGCAGACUCGUCCAGCCUGUCGGCCGGGCUGGAUCAGAUGCUUUCAGGGGUGAAUCAAACCACCGAGAUCCAUGUUCUGACUUCACGCCUGAGAGCAGGGAGCUGCAGCACUGACUGGUCUGGAAGAGGCGCUGUUAUUGUCAAUGGCAUGCUCGUUUUUUGGAGUUCCCUUGAAGCAGCGACAUGUCGUUCUGCUCUGCAUUGCUGCCGCGACGAUCCUUGCUUAUCAGCUGAACAGGAGACACCGUCAAGUCAAAAUGAAUCGUGUGGAGGGUCUGAGGGCCGACACAUCUCAAUUCACUCUUGAGAGGAAACCCCUCCGCCUCCUGGGGGGCUCCAUCCAUUACUUCCGUGUCCCCAGAGCUUACUGGGAGGACCGGCUGCUGAAGCUGAAGGCCUGUGGCCUGAAUACUCUGACAACAUAUGUGCCGUGGAACUUGCAUGAGCCUGAAAGAGGGAUGUUCAACUUCGAGGAUCAGCUGGAUUUGGAAGCUUACCUUCAUCUUGCAGCCAGUUUGGGCCUCUGGGUGAUUCUGCGUCCAGGGCCGUACAUCUGCGCUGAGUGGGAUUUAGGGGGCCUCCCCAGCUGGCUGCUUCGGGAUGAGAAGAUGAGACUGAGGACGACAUACUCGGGAUUCACUGACGCAGUCAACUCCUUCUUUGAUCAGCUCAUCAAAAGAGUCGUACCACAUCAGUACUCCAAGGGUGGCCCAAUUAUAGCUGUACAAGUGGAGAACGAGUACGGCUCCUACGCUAAAGAUGAAGCCUACAUGCCUUUCAUCAAAGAGGCGUUGUUGUCGAGGGGCAUCACAGAGCUGCUGCUGACCUCCGACAACAAGGAAGGACUGAAGCUCGGAGGAGUGAAAGGAGCACUGGAAACCAUCAACUUCCAAAAACUGAUCCCAGAGGAUGUUGCAUAUCUAGACAAAAUCCAACCCCAGAAACCUAAGAUGGUGAUGGAAUUUUGGUCUGGCUGGUUUGACCUUUGGGGGGGCCUUCACCAUGUUUUCACUGCUGAAGACAUGCUGCCCGUGGUCACUAAAAUCCUCGACAUGGAAAUGUCCAUCAACCUUUACAUGUUCCACGGAGGGACCAACUUUGGCUUCAUGAGCGGUGCGCUGGCCGUCGGGUUACCAGCACCUGUACCCAUGAUCACAAGCUACGAUUACGAUGCUCCAUUAUCCGAGGCUGGGGAUUACACCUCCAAGUACCAUCUUCUGAGGAAUUUAUUCAGCCGUUACCACACUCAGCCCCUGCCUGAUCUGCCCUCUCUCCGGGAGAGGCGAGCGUACCAGCCUGUUGUCAUCCAGCAGCAGCUGUCUCUGUGGGACGCUCUGCAAUUCACUGACAAGCCCUUGAAGUCAAAGAUACCGGUGAACAUGGAGAAUCUGCCCGUCAACAACAACAACGGGCAGGCGUACGGCUACACGCUCUAUCAGACCGUCGUCUCAAGCGGAGGCAUCCUCAACUCAAAGAACAACGUCAGAGACAGAGCGCUGGUUUUCGUGGAGAAACAGUUCGUCGGUGUUCUGGACUACCACAUACGACAACUUGCCGUCCCGGAAGGAAAGGGAAAGCAAACGCUGAGUUUACUGGUGGAGAACUGUGGAAGAGUGAAUUAUGGGAAAAGCCUGGACGGUCAGCGCAAAGGUCUUGUUGGAGAUAUUGAGUUUAACAUGCGGCUCCUCCGAGACUUCAUUAUUCACAGUCUGGAUAUGAAGCCGGGCUUUGUAAACAGACUGGAGAAGUCGGGCCACUGGGCGUCGAUGCGGGAGCGGCCCUCCUUCCCCGCGUUUUUCCAGGGCAGAUUGUAUGUAAACAGCUUUCCAAAGGACACCUUCAUCAAGCUCCCUGGCUGGAGCAAAGGCGUCGUGUUCAUCAACGGCAGGAAUCUGGGACGCUAUUGGAACGUCGGCCCUCAGCAGACGCUCUACGUCCCCGGGCCCUGGCUUCACCGGGGAGACAACCAGGUCAUCGUGUUUGAAGAGCAGGAAACAGAUGGCAAGAUCCAGUUCGCCAGCAGCCCCGACUACGGCAUGUCUGUGGACGUCCAGUGAGAACGAGAGGCGGGGGAGUGCAGGAGAGCGAUCGGAGAGGAGUCCGGGACGACACGGGCUCUGACGCCGCCCUGCAGCACUCAGCAGGGACACAUGUCAGCGAGGAUAUUUAAACUCCCCUCUGCAGCUUUUCCACUACUGACCAUGUAUAUAACGUCUUGUUGAAUCCUUUGUGCUCUGACGAUGCUCAAAUAGAGACACACUGGAAACUUUUCCUCUAUGAUAUGAUGUCUUCCUUUAAAAGACUAAAUUCAUACGCUAUAUUUUUACUCUGUAUAAAAGGGCAAAUAAAGCCUGGGUAAGUAACCAAGGCCAAGGGAGCUUGUGAAAACUGGUUGCAUUUCAAAUGUACCUUCUGGUGAUAUGCUGUGAGCCUCUGCAGAGAAAAAUAAAAGAACAUCUCCAGGAUGAUGAAGGAC